This is a messenger RNA of Saccostrea cuccullata (small rock oyster), 1602 nucleotides long. Its product is annotated as zinc finger protein 862-like. The transcript has 6 exons. NCBI's taxonomy places the organism in Eukaryota, Metazoa, Mollusca, Bivalvia, Ostreida, Ostreidae. The record is from RefSeq and is a predicted model, not a curated record. Bases 1 to 1602 code for a protein of 533 amino acids.
AUGUGGCCGAUUAAAUGGGUUGCUGCCGCAGCAAAAAGAAAAGUUGACAGAGACGAAGCUGCAGAAGGUGAAAAAGAGCAACAUGAAAAAGAAAAAAAGAGGGAGAGAAAAUUUCACAACCAUUGGCUUAAUCAAUGGAAGUGGCUGAAAUUUGAUGGCCAGCUCAUGUUCUGUAAAAUCUGUAUAACAUAUGAUGAAAAUGGAAAAGGUCGAUCUAAAUAUCCCAUAAACUUCAUAAAAGGUUCGAACAAUUUUAGAACCAGUGCAUUGGUAGAUCAUGAGAAUUCGACAUUUCACAAAGAUGCAGCAGAUUUUGAGAAUGCCAGAGCAAAUCCUCAGGAAACGCCUGCAAGGAAAUCUUUGUUAGCUUUGAAUGAACAUAAACGAAAAACUUUGGAAAACUAUUUCAGAAACAUACAUGGGAUUAUAAAAAGCAAUAGACCUAUAAGUGAUUUUGUUUGGGUCAACAAAUUAGACAUUGCAAAAGGAAUCCUUGACAGUGGUGAGACAUACAAUAACUGUAAAGCAGCCACUUGUUUCUUAGAGAAUAUCGCUGAUGUAGAACGAGAGAGCAUUUUAGAGUCCGUAAAGAGGGCGAAGUUUUUCAGCCUUACAAUGGAUGGAUCUACAGAUGAAGCUACAGUGGAGCAGGAGACACUUUUUGUAAGAUUUUGUGAUCAAGGUGAUAUUGUUACCAAAUUCUUGACAAUUGGAGAGCCAGCCUCAACAUCUUCUGCUGACUUGUACACAUUUGUUACAAACAUUCUGAAGACACAUGAACUGAAUCAGAACAUCUCAUUUAUUGGCUUUGGAUGUGACGGUGCAGCAAAUAUGAUGGGUAAGAAAGGGGGCUUGGUGACGCUGCUGCAAAAGGAUUUUCCAGAACUGCUUGCCUGUCAUUGCUUGGCUCAUAGACUAGAACUGUCUUUUCGUGAUGUGGUUAAAGCAGAUAAAAAGUAUGAGCGUCUGUCUACCCUUCUCCUUGGUAUAUUCUACUUUUACAAGAGGAGCCCUAAGCAACGCAAGAAUCUUAGACACACCUUUGAGGUGAUGAAUGUGAAGGGAACACUCCCUCAUAGAGUGUCUGGCAGCCGGUGGAUGCCACACAUGCAGCGAGCAUUAAAGUCAUUGUUCACAAGUUUUCCUGGAUAUGUUUCUCACCUGCAGAAUGAGUCCCAUACCAACUCCAAAGCAGAGGGUCUAGUUAAAAUCAUGUGCAACUUUCAAGUGAUUGUUUAUGCCACAGUAUUACUGGAUGUUUUGAAUCCCUUGGUGAGACUGUCACUGUUUCUUCAAUCCAGGGAUGUGACAUUGGCUGAUGUCCAUCUCAUGGUGCAAUCAACUGUCAGCCACCUAGAAUCCCUGAAGGAGAAGAAGAGUGAGACACUGUUAAAAUUAGAAGAAACAAAGGAAGUUGCUGGCAUUCCAUUAACAGUUACAGGACCCUUGAACAGUGGCUCUUUGAUUAACAAAAUGGUCACUGACAUGACAAAAGCAUUAAGUAUUAGAUUUGCAGAUCUUGGGGAUGAAGUGAAAUUUACAGAAAUUGCUAACUUAAGAAACUGGCCAUUGGAGGAAUUGAAAGAAAUCCCAGAUAAGUAA